AUGGCGCCAUUCGCUCUUUUCACCCAUCGCAGCUUUCGACGCGGCGCAACAAGUCAGUUGACCUCGGUGCCAGAGUCUGCCUCUGCCCAGCAGAAGACAGACAUGGGGGGCAUACCAUCCAAAGUCGCUUCUCAAGUCAAUGAGUCUUCGCAAAAGAAGUUGAAGCACCGCUCGUCUUCGCUCAACUUACUCAAGCGCAAUCGCAAUCCAUCUGGACAUGCUGCAGUGCGGACCUCUGUUGUUCCGCAGUCCCCGCCCAGUGUGGACACAAGCACCACCGAAGACGCCGAGUCAGAAGCAGAUUAUACCAGAUCAUCCCUAGGACAACGCUCGGGUUCGGAAUCCACGGUGAAAACGCUCAGCGACUCGGUACACUCUAAGAGAUAUGAGAGCAGCAAGGACGAUGGCUUCGAGUCAGAUGCCAGUUCAACAAGGACAGCCACACGCGUUACCCCUCCAUCCGGACUGCAGAAGGAAUGGCAAGACGAAAUCAUCCACUUUGGUGCAGAAGAUGAACCGAGCGGCAUGAGCACACCGGUACCACCACCACCACCCAAGACUCCACAAAUCCAACUUCCAACUCCGCCAUUCUUGACCGAAGACAGUCCUACCAAAUAUGGCUUGCGCGUUACUCAAAGCCCCUCACCUGAUCGCUCUAUGGCCGCCUCACAACGCCAGAAGAUGACGGGCGCUGGACUGUUCGUGCAUGCCGCUACCCAGCAAAGGUCCGCGACUUUAACGUUGCCAAUUGGCCAAGCAAAACCAGGCGCCAAAGAUGCAAGCCACCUGUUCGCUCAUAGCUCACCAUCUCUCCCCCUUUCCGACAGAACAAACCUCUCAAACGAUCAGUCAAAGUCAUUGCCAAGCCGAAACCUGCGACCCGACUUUGAUCAACCUUUCAAGGAAGCGCCUCAGGAACAUGUCGCUCACGCCCUUCCACUUCGAACGUCGCAAAAGACAUGCUAUCGCCAUCACGACAUUUGGCAACGCAUGGGUUCCAACUACAAGCAUCCGGUAGCUUGCGCCAUCUGCGAUGGUUACGAAGCUCCAGGCGACGACUUCAUGACAUGCCUCUGGUGCGAGGUUCAUGUUUGUGGUCAUUGUUAUUCCACAUUUAUUAGUGGUGGAGUGACAGCCAUGAUGGAGCGUCAGCAGAAAGGAUGA
Molecule: messenger RNA, 1164 nt
Organism: Aureobasidium pullulans EXF-150
Lineage: Eukaryota; Fungi; Ascomycota; Dothideomycetes; Dothideales; Saccotheciaceae
Exons: 2
Coding region: 1-1164 (387 amino acids)
Source: RefSeq, a predicted model, not a curated record